Molecule: messenger RNA, 774 nt
Organism: Brugia malayi
Lineage: Eukaryota; Metazoa; Nematoda; Chromadorea; Rhabditida; Onchocercidae
Exons: 6
Coding region: 1-774 (257 amino acids)
Source: RefSeq, a predicted model, not a curated record
AUGAAUAGACUUUGGAAAUGGUUCAUCGGGAAAAGAAAUGAAUGCUCAGUUACUUAUUCUCGAUUUGGCGUACCUGGUGACGUUUUGGACGACCGUCCACGACCAUCAACCAUUUGUGUCGCACAGUUCGACGAUAAUGACCCGAAAUUUAUAUUCUUUAAGCUUUGUCAUGCUCAAAAAGCUGCUGUGGCUGUCGCUGGAUUUGGUAUGGCGUCUGUUAUUCUCAUUUUCAUAUCUGUAUUCUUCGAAUUUGAUUGGUACAGUCACAAAACAGGAAUCGAUAUCAUGGCAUUAGCUUUUUUUUUCUUAUAUCUUGGGAUUGGAUUACUUGUUCAUUACCAAGUAAUUGCUGGCAUUAAGAAGCAAGCUUCUUAUUAUCUUUUACCAUUUAUUGUAUCAUAUAUUGUUGCGAUCGAUACUGAAACGAUAUUUAUUUUUAUUCACAUACUGCAUAUACAGUCUCCAUCACUUGAUUAUUCUUUCAAGGCCGAAUCAAACGUUGUUUACUUAUUUUCUAUCAUUACGUUGCUUAUUAUAAUAUUAUUUCAAGGAUUCAUGUUAAAAGCUGUAUGCCAAUGUCGUUAUUAUCUUUCUUGUAAAGAAAUACAUUUAACUGCAUUGAAAGUUGCCGAAAGCAGUCGUACGAAAUAUCCUGGAAUCCAUGUUGUUUUCGCUUCACCUAGAUUUAAUGUGAAUCAUCCGGUGAGCACAGCCAACGGCAAUAGAGUAGCUGAUGGAGGCGUAAUCGAACAGGGAAUUAAUUCGGUAUGGUAA